Molecule: messenger RNA, 3636 nt
Organism: Culex pipiens pallens (northern house mosquito)
Lineage: Eukaryota; Metazoa; Arthropoda; Insecta; Diptera; Culicidae
Exons: 13
Coding region: 418-2571 (717 amino acids)
Source: RefSeq, a predicted model, not a curated record
GCAGCGCGUGGAACAGACGACUCAGAAAGUUGAACCGCCCACCAGAGGAGUGCAAAGUUUAUCGCCGACUGUCGCCGCCAGAGUUAGUGUCAGGUGGUGCACCAGGGCCGGAAGUUGUUGACCGAUUCCAGGCACGGUUCGCUGCACCCUUAGAACGGGUUCUCCCCGUGGGACUGCACCGCUGCAGAGUUGUUGAGGAAAAAGGAUUUUAGUGAGGGCGCGUGUGAAGAGUUGUGCAGUCAAAAGUGGCACUUGAGGGUCAGUGAAAGGAAAGGACCCACUUCCGGCAGGACCCUUUUGUCGUUUGCGUGGGUGGCUUAAACUACGUGUACGUGUUCCGUGUAUGUGUGCUGCACGAGAAAGUGUAGCGACAAGGACCGAGGACAAUCAGAAGGAGCAGCAGCAGCAGCAGCAAGAAUGCCCGGCGGAGUGGUGUUCCUAGUCUGUGUGCCGACGGCGAAUUAUGAACGAGCACUAAUUAAUGGACUCGAUUACGACAACAGUGAGGUGUUGCCACCCUCGCAGGCACCCCCACAGUCUCCACCACCUCCCUACCAUCAGCACCAAAAGUUGAACAUCAAUGUACCGGAACCGGGUACGACCCCGCUGGGUGGAUCUACCGAGGAAACCAAUGCCAACGCCAUUCUGCGGUUGGAGGUGGAACUUCGCGACAAGCAUGCCGCCACCAAUCGACGUCCGGCGAGGCCAAGGCCACCCCCACCACCACCCCCUCGCAAGGACGUGGGCUUUGUGCCGAUGGAGAAGGUCCUCGACGAACUGCUGAAAAAGCUCGAAAUCGAGCACGUGCUCUGGCAGCUGGACCGAGCUGGCCACUAUCACCAGGUCCUGUUUCCGCUGGCCUCUGGCGAUCCCUGCGAGACGACCCUGCACUGUCUGACCGAGCUGGGCAUCGGAAAGCGCGCCAACUCGACCGUCAGUGUUUUGCCGUGCAGUGUCAGUUAUGAUGGGUCGGUGGAAAUCCUGGAAGAUGAGUACAACGACGACUACGGUGCGGGAGCCGCCGACGAGCCCAACUCCAAGUGGAACAACUUUGUCGACUCGAUCCGGUCGAAGCUGACGGUGAAACAGGUGGUCGACGGAGUCCGCGCCGGCGGUUCGCUCUCGUUCGACUAUCUGCUGCUGAUCGUCACGGCCGACUCGCUGGCUGCGCUCGGCCUGGUGGAGAACAACGCCCCGAACAUUGUGGCCGCCAUGCUGGUUUCGCCGCUGAUGGGACCGGUCAUGUCGAUUACCUUCGGUGCGAUUAUUGCCGACCGGGAGCUGGUGAAGGUCGGUUUCAUCUCGCUGGCGCUGGGAAUGUUCAUCUCGAUCCUGUUUGGUUUCAUCUUCGGGCUGAUUCUGGGCACCACCGAGAUGCCCUGGGGCCUCGGAGACUUCCCCACCGAGGAGAUGAAGGGACGUGGAAAUGCCCGCUCGCUGUGGAUGGGCAUCCUGUGGGCGCUGACGUCGGGCAGUGGAGUCGCGGUGGCCCUGCUCCAAGGAUCGGCCGGCCCCUUAAUCGGUGUGGCCAUUUCCGCCUCGCUGCUGCCGCCGGUGGUCAAUUGUGGACUCUUCUGGGCGUUGGCCUGCAUCUGGCUGAUCUACGAGGAUAUCAAGAUGCCCCACCUCAAGGGCGAAGCAUUCGUUGGCAACUCCAGCUACCAGUUCCUGUACACCAAUUACAUCCCAACGGAGUUCCUAAUUAACGGAAUCGUUUCCGGCCUCCUCACAGUCAUCAACGUCAUCUGCAUCUUCGCCACAGCCAUCAUCGUGCUCAAGAUCAAGGAGGUUGCGGCACCGUACACGUCGAGUCCGGAUCUGCGCAGAUUCUGGGAAACGGACAUCCGAACGGCUCGGACGGCCAACCGGACCACCAUCCGGAGGAGGCAAGCUGGCGGCGGUGGCAGCGGAGGCCAAGCAGGUGCCGAGGCGGACCUCAUGUCCACGUACGCCGAGCUGGAGAACGACCCGAAGGCACGCAACCUGGAGACGGCCCUGGAGCAAGCGCUGAAGGAGGCCGUCGACGACGACACCUACCGGACGGUGAAGCGGAUGAGCUACUCGAGCAACGCUGCCAGUGAGAUUGCCGAGCGUCUGUUCGGAAUCACCGGCGCCGGCGUUGGAGCGUCCGGUUCCGGCUCCGGCCAACCCACGGCCUCAUCCAUCCGCAACUCGAAGAACACCGCCGACCUGAAGCUGCUGGAAAAGCUCGUGACUUCGCUGAUUGAUGCGCAGAGUUCCAGCGCGUCUUCCGGUGGCGCGUCCGGAACGUCCAAGAUGCAACGUCUGCGGCCGCUCUCGAGGUCGUUCCGGCUGCCGGGAUCGCUGAAGAGGAAGGAGGGUGGAGCAGGAGGAGGACAGAGUGGAACUAUGCCGACGAUUAGGGAGUCGGGUGGAAGUGGCGGAGGUGGUCACAGGACCAAUUCCUGGAGUGACCCCAACAGUAACGUGCGUCGGGUGCUGAGUUCGAUUGCGAAUGCACCGCACCGGUUCAGUCAGUCGCUGGGAACUGGCGGUGGUGAUGGGCGGAACGAUGAGGAGAGGAGCAAUUUGACGCAGAAUAUUUUGUGAAGUUUUGACUUUGCUUCUACACAUUUAAUAUUUUUUUAUGAUUUGGUUUGAAAAAGGAAAAUGAAAGCAAAAUUCAUGAGAAGAUGGAACCAAAAAAAUAAUAACUAGCAAUUAGAUGAUGUAUGUAUGUAUGUAUGUAUGUAUGAUCCCCAUACCCGCAGGCAACUUGGUCCCGAAACACAUGUGAGCGCUAGGUGAACAAUUCGAUCAUCUUUUACUCCGUAAUCUGUACACCCACGUGCAUAAGUUUUUUUGCACGAAUUUUAAUGCUACAAAUACCGGCGCAUAGAUCAAAAUGGUUUCCCGCUUCCCUCCCCAAGCGCCGGAAAUUUGCAGCGGGUGUAGGGACACUUUGCAUAGACGCCCUUGUUCCCAUCACGUCACUGAGGGUAUGGAGCGACGAGAAAUUAAUAAGCAUGCCCCCCUAGUCGAACCUUCAUUAGAGAAGCAGGCAAUCCACAACUCACAGCGAACGACCAAGGGAACACCCUACCGCGUAUUUAGUGGAAAUUGGCGUAGUUAGUCUUGAGUGGAAUGAGUGAGUGUUAGCGUAUAAGUGAAAGUUAUUUUUUUUUGUACUAUAACAAGAACGGGCUCACCAAAUUAUGUAUCUUCAAUACCAGCUUCAUCUUCAGUAUCUUCAUUUGAUUAACUUGUGAUCCGUCGACAAACUUGAAACAGCCAGCGUGUUGAUGAUAUGAAUUUUCGCCGAGUGAAAACGUCACCGAUGGACCCAAUGGUUGUCCGAGGAAACGCACCGGAUAACCAUCCGCCGAUGAGUUGCUGCCAGGAAACGUUUACGUUGAAAUCCGGAAAGCAGCUCAAUUUUUUGCAAAAGGCUCGGAAAAUCCAGAAAGAUGUGCUCCUGAAGUCACGCUGGAAACCACCGUCAGGACGCCUUUUCCGCGACUACACCUUUUCCACUGGAUUUCAGCAAUUUUUCGCACUUUUUGAAAUAAAAUUGAGGGAGGAAAUUGACAGCGAAUUUUUUUUCGAUCCGCACACACGCGAGGCUUACUUCGAUCAAUAAUAACUAGCAAUUAGAUGAUAUUAUUUUAAAUAAAG